AUGGAAACAAAAAAUUGCUUAAUAUGUAAUAAGGAUGGGAAAUACAAAUGUUCACAGUGUCUAAAAUACAACUGCUCCUUGGAUUGUUAUAAAGCACACAAAGAUUCUGAACAUUGCAUUCCGCCAAUAGAACCAGAGAAAGAAUCAAUCACGGAAGAAAGAAUUCCUUCAAAUAUUAACUUUUUUACAACUAUUGAUACAGUUCCACCGGAGAAACUUCAACUAUUAGAAAAUUCGAAAGCAAUCAAAGAAUUAUUGAAAAAUCCUCAUUUAAGAAAUUUCCUUCAAGAGGUAAAUUCAGCAAACAAUGCAUGGAAUGCAAUGAAAUUAGCAAUGAUGGAGCCAUUAUUUGUAGAAUUCGCUGACGAAUGUUUAAAAAUUAUCGAACCAGAAGUGCUUUGCUCUUUGGAUUGUUAUAAAGCACACAAAGAUUCUGAACAAUGCAUUCCGCCAAAAGAACCAGAACAAGAACCAAUCACAGAAGACAGAUUUCUUUCAAAUAUUAACUUUUUUACAACUAUUGAUACAGUUCCACCUGAGAAACUUCAACUAUUAGAAAACUCGAAAGCAAUCAAAGAAUUAUUGAAAAAUCCUCAUUUAAGAAAUUUCCUUCAAGAGGUAAAUUCAGCAAACAAUGCAUGGAAUGCAAUGAAAUUAGCAAUGAUGGAGCCAUUAUUUGUAGAAUUCGCUGACGAAUGUUUAAAAAUUAUCGAACCAGAAGUGCUGUAA
Clunio marinus is the source of this 729-nucleotide messenger RNA. The record is from the annotation of a GenBank genome assembly. Lineage: Eukaryota; Metazoa; Arthropoda; Insecta; Diptera; Chironomidae.